This is a messenger RNA of Diorhabda carinulata, 3890 nucleotides long. RefSeq names its product facilitated trehalose transporter Tret1-2 homolog. The record is from RefSeq and is a predicted model, not a curated record. Gene Ontology annotation, molecular function: transmembrane transporter activity. Gene Ontology annotation, cellular component: membrane. NCBI's taxonomy places the organism in Eukaryota, Metazoa, Arthropoda, Insecta, Coleoptera, Chrysomelidae. The transcript has 4 exons. The coding region runs from base 274 to 1764 and encodes 496 amino acids. Gene Ontology annotation, biological process: transmembrane transport.
AGUUUUAUAAUUGUUGACUAGGCGGUAAAUUGCUUUUAACAUAAUUAUUUUUACUGUUUAAGUAACGAAUGUGUGUGUUUUUAAAGAUCCGUAAUCAAAGAUAAAUUUUUUAUGGUGAACGUCUCAAGAAUUUUGUUCCACUCUGUAUAUUCUUUGUUCAAGGAUUUUAGUAUAUAUAUGAAAAUAUUAUAGAGCGACGCUGUGUUAUGAAAAUUAACCUGCAUAAUAUAUAAAACAAUACAAUGAUCAGUUGUAUUUGAUCCAUUAUAGAAAAUGGUUGAUUACCGAGAUGGUAGUGAUUCUGGGCAAAAUGCCACUUCAGAAGAUUUAGUUCAUGAUUGGAAAGAUGUUACAGUUAAGGACGUUUAUUCUCAGGAUAUUAAGAAAAAGUCCGAUUCGGCUUUUCUCUGUUUUUCUGCACUUACAGCUAAUGUACUACUCUUCGUUUGUUCAAAUUUUCACGUAUGGUCGUCUCCUGUCAUACCAAAGUUGAAAUCUAAUAGUAGUGAGAUUAAUCCAUUAGGCAGACCCAUAACUACUAUGGAAACAUCAAUGCUGGCUGGUUUACCAUUUCUAAUAGGAUUAGUUGGUUCAAUCUUCAUAGGAGCUAUAUCAGAUUUAAUUGGUAGAAAGAGAGCCAUGGUAUAUAGCGCAGUAUUUAUAUUAUUAGCAAGUUCCGUGAUUAUAUUCAGUAACAACAUAUAUGCGUACAUAAUAGCGAGAUGUGGAAUAUUUAUCGCAUAUUCUGCCACCCUGGUAUUAUUGCCAAUUUAUCUCACAGAAAUUUGUGAGGAUCACAAUAGAGCUAAAUAUGGUUGUUUGAUGGGUAUCAGUCUACCAGGUGGACAUCUCUUCAGUUAUGCAAUUGGAUCAAUAACAACUAUACCGAUUUAUACCUCAAUUUGUGUAGCUCCAAUAUUACCAUUUUUAGUAGCAUUCGGUAUAUUUGCACCGGAAACUCCAGCUUUUCUAAUUGCUAAAGGACAAACAGAACUGGCUAUAAAAACACUUGAAAAGCUUAGAUAUAAUAAUACACCUCAAGAUAUUGAAAGAGAAUACGAAAAGAUCAAAGAAAGUUAUAAUAUUAGGAAAAACGCUAGCAAAUUUACUCUGAUAAAGUUCUUGACGUCAAAAGUCACUAGAAAGGCUCUAGUAUUAGCUCUAUUACCUCUAUUGGUUCAAAAUUUUUCAGGCGUUACUGUAAUUAUGCAGUUCAUGGCACCCAUUUUCAAUGAAGCAGGUACAGUUUUAUCAGGAAACACAAUUUCAGUAAUAGCAGGAUCUAUUAAAGUUAUAACAUUUUUCACUAUUGCUAUGUUUGUGGAAAAAGUGGGAAGAAGACGUCCUUUGUUAAUAUCCGGUUAUGGAACAGGAGUUACCAUCUUCUUUCUUGGAUUAUUUUUUUACUGGAGGUAUACAAAGUGGGCGCAUGUGAAUCAAGUUCUAUGGUUACCAUUAUUAUGUCUUGUUCUAAAUUUGUUGUUAUAUUCCGGUGGUUUGGGACCCAUUCCUAUGGCCAUCAUGAGCCAACUAUUCACUACUAAUGUAAGAUCUAUUGCCAUAUCUGUUAUCGUUACAAUCAAUGGAAUCCUCAUUUUCUUGUUAAAUUUCCUUUUUCCCAUAAUAAGUAACAAAUUCGGCGUUCAUGUUUGUUUAUGGUUAUUCACUUUUUGCUGUAUGGUAGGUACUACUUUAAUCCAUUUUUUCUUGCCAGAAACAAAAGGAAGGAGUAUCCUUCAAAUUCAAGAAUUACUAGGAAAAUAGGAUAGCCAAUACAUUUAUUGUACACACUGUUUACAAAACAUUUUAUUUUUGUAUUAUUUAACUUUUACAAAUAAGACAUUGGAGGACAAAAAAACUAGUUGUUUAGUAUUUCUUUCGAAGAAACAUCCACUUCUCCCAUCUUCCAGUACUCCUAAUCCCAAAAAUAAAUAGAAGUCGAAAAAUUUCAAUAUUCUAAUUAAUUCAUAUUUCGUGAAAAAUAUGCACCCCACAAAAAUUGUCGCAUCACUAAUUAUUUUUUAAAUAUUUUAAAUGUGUUGCCUGUUUAACGAAUUUUUUUAUUGUUAUUACGAUCAAAAACACCGAUAGAUAUAUACGCCUUUUGUAACAUUUAUUAUAUAUCAGAGGAUUUACAAAAAGAUAGGGAAUAUAAAAAAAAUUCUACAAAACAUCUAUACAAAAAAAUGAACGGUGCUUAAACUAAAACCAGCCAAUGAAUUUCUAAUAGCGCUUGGUGCCGCCCUUCGCUCUAAUUACAACUUCCAUUCGUCUUGGAAGGCUUCUAAACAGGUUCUGGACGUAUCCUUGCGGCAUGUUUUCCCAGUUAAAAAUUAAAAAGAACAUUUUGAAGAUCAUCUAGUGUUCUUAUUGGUGCCGGAUGUUGCUCAAUUUGCCAUCCUAGAUGGUCCCAGACAUGCUCUAUUGGGUUAAGGUCCGGGCUACGUGUGGGCCAAUUCAGGGUGGGCAUUUCGACCUCUUCUAAGUACUGUCGAACAACUCCAGCAGCGAGUGGACGGGUAUUAUCAUGCUUUAGCACAGAGUUGUCACCGAUAUGAGGCAUAUAGUCUUCCAUCAUUCACUGGUACUAACUCCGUGCGACCCUCGAAAGAAAUUCCUCCCCAAACUAUGAUAGAGCCACCACCAAAGCUUUCAGUUUGACAAAAACUAACCUGAUACUGCCGUUCACCACGCCGCCUAUAUACUGGUACACGCCUAUCUGAUGAAUACAGACAAAAUCCUGAUUCAUCCGUGAAUAAAAUAUUGGACCAAUCUUGAAUAUUCCAAUUUGCGUGUUAUCGAGCAAAUUCCAAUCUUGCUACUCGAUGUUCUUUGGUAAGACGUGGACCUCUAGCUGGCACUCUGUUUGUAGGCUUAUUCGGACACUACCGAGUUUGCAGUCUUCGAGCGGUGGUAUGCCUAAUUCUUAACGCCGUUAACCUCAAAUAACGAAGUAACCCUUCCGCGGCCUUGUCCGGGUCUUCUGGUUAGCUGCCCUGUUUCUUGGUAUCGAAUAACAACUCUGGAUAUGGUGCUUUGUUGAACUCCAAUUACCCCGACGACGUAUCUUUGACUGCGGCCAUCUUGUAUGAGCGCGAUGAUUCUAGCGGCUUCUUCAUUCGUCACAUGUGUCGUUAAACGUUGAGGCAUAUCCAUUAUUAACGAAAUAAAUUCAAAUUUUCACUUUACAAUAACACUAUUUGCUUAAAAAGUUAUCGAUUUCAAUGCAUUCUCCAAGACAGAAAUGAUUUUUGUUUCCAAAAAAAUUUGUAAGAAAUUGUGUUUGUAGGUAUAAAAUAGGCCAAUAUUAAAAGUGUAUAAAUAAUAUUAAUAAUUGGCAUUGUCAAUUUUUUAGCAGUACCGAAUUAUUAAAAAAUUAUGUUUUUGUGUUAGUUCGUGUCUAAAACAUAGGAGAUACCGUGAUUUCAAGUUAUAAAGUCAGAUACCAAUCUGCGAAUUUAUAUUUAGGGUUUUGCAUGUUUCAAGUUCAUUAUCAUCUAUCGAUUCGAUACGAUACGAUUUAAACAUGACUCUUGCUAUCCGGAACACAUACGAGGUGUGGUUACGAAUUAACGAGAUCGCUGUAAUAGUAUAUUAGGUAACAAGACUUGUAAGUAACCCAUUACGCACGAAGUGAAUAAUUUUAUGCAAAAAUUUCACUACAGUGCGGAAUGGGCUUACAACUCGUGUAACUUAUUAUACUUUUUCUACGCCCAUUCAUGCAUGCUGAUUAAGAAAACGUGUCCUAUUGUAAAGCAUAAUGUGCUGACUACAUUUAGGGGCAUCACUCUUAAAUCCUAAAUACAUCUCGCUAAUGCUAAAUGUUUUUAUGUUUUUUAAUUGACUGAAUUUGUGUAAAUAGACCAAAUAAAGUCUUGCGCAAAUAAAAA